Chionomys nivalis (European snow vole) is the source of this 3228-nucleotide messenger RNA. RefSeq names its product AGBL carboxypeptidase 2 (gene Agbl2). The coding region runs from base 215 to 2701 and encodes 828 amino acids. NCBI's taxonomy places the organism in Eukaryota, Metazoa, Chordata, Mammalia, Rodentia, Cricetidae. The transcript has 17 exons. Gene Ontology annotation, molecular function: zinc ion binding; metallocarboxypeptidase activity. The record is from RefSeq and is a predicted model, not a curated record. Gene Ontology annotation, biological process: proteolysis.
CCUUUCCUUUUCAACUGCUCGUGCCUCCAACCGGGAGGAUUCCCGGUGUCCAAGCAUCUCUUCUGAGUGUAAGCACAGCAUGGGGCCAGCGAGGGUCCCGGUAAGUCUAGAGGACGAAGCACGGGGACUCGCAGUGUGCCCUGACUGCACAGGCAGAGGCUGCAGCUGGCAGCGGUGCUACUGAUUCGCCUGCAUUUUUCUAUGUGGCAGUAACAUGUUCCCAGCGCUGGAAGCAGAGUUGAAGCAGGAGACUCUUCCUGAUCCCUACGAGGAUUUUAUGCACCAUCACCUCCAGUAUUAUGGAUACUUUAAAGCCCAGAAAAGCAAUCUACCAAAUUCUGCUGCUCAUCAGCGUGUUUGGAAGACGAGUCCUCGGUACAUGUUGAAUGGCUCUUUUGGAGAAAGAGACAAUUUGAUCUCAGACACCUUGGAAAAAGAGACAUUUCUAUGGCCUACCUGUUUGUCUUCAACGGGGCACACGCAGAGAGGUGCUGUGAGCAGAGAUUCACUUAUGCUGAGUUCACCACUUCUUAGGAGCAGGCAGCUUCUUUGUGAUGAACUGGAUGAAGUGAACCCGCGUCUUCGAGAACCCCGAGAGCUCUUCUCAUUUUUCUCUAGCCGAGGGCCACUGCAGGCUCCAAGGUGGCCGAUAGAGUGUGAGGUCAUCAAGGAAAACAUUCAUCAUAUUGAGUGGGUUCCACCUCAGCCAGAAUACUUCUAUCAACCUACAGGAGACGAGAAGAUGCCCGAGGUUGUGGGGGAAGAGCAAGGCACAGUUGUCUACCAGUUAGAUUCAGUACCCACAGACGGUGCCUACUUCACCAGUUCCAGAAUAGGAGGCAAACGAGGGAUUAUCAAGGAACUUGCUGUUACGUUGCAAGGGCCAGAAGAUAAUACCCUGUUGUUCGAAUCAAGGUUUGAGAGCGGGAAUCUGCAGAAAGCCGUCAGAGUAGGCAUCUAUGAGUACGAACUCACCUUGCGAACUGACCUCUACACAGACAAACACACCCAGUGGUUUUACUUUAGAGUUCAGAAUACCAGAAAAGACGUCACCUACCGCUUCACCAUUGUGAACUUGCUGAAGCCCAAGAGCCUGUAUGCGGUGGGAAUGAAACCUCUUCUGUACUCUCAGCUGGAUGCCGCCACCUACAAUGUUGGCUGGAGGAGAGAAGGACAGGAAAUCAAGUACUACAAGAACAACACGGAUGAUGGGCAGCAGCCCUUGUACUGCCUCACCUGGACCGUUCAGUUUCCGCAUGACCAGGACACUUGCUUCUUUGCACACUUUUACCCGUAUACUUACACUGACUUGCAAUGCUAUCUCUUGUCGAUCGCAAACAACCCCAUCCAGUCUCAGUUCUGCAAGCUCCGAGCUCUAUGCAGGAGCCUAGCUGGGAACACGGUCUACUUGCUCACCAUCACCAGUCCAUCCAGGACCCCUCAAGAGGCAGCUACAAAGAAAGCUGUGGUGUUAAGUGCCAGAGUCCACCCUGGAGAAAGUAAUGGCUCCUGGAUCAUGAGAGGAUUUUUGGACUUCAUCCUUGGCAACUCCCCAGAUGCCCAGCUCCUCAGGGAUAUCUUUGUCUUCAAAGUGAUUCCCAUGCUAAAUCCAGAUGGAGUGAUUGUGGGGAAUUACCGGUGUUCACUGGCUGGAAGGGACUUGAACAGACAUUAUAAAACUGUUCUUAAGGAUUCUUUCCCUUGCAUUUGGUACACCAAGAAUAUGAUCAAAAGACUUCUGGAAGAAAGAGAGGUUCUCUUGUAUUGUGAUUUCCAUGGGCACAGUCGCAAGAACAAUAUCUUCCUGUACGGCUGUAACAGCAACAGUCGGAAGCACUGGCUUCAUGAGCGGGUCUUUCCUUUAAUGCUAAGCAAGAACGCGCCAGAUAAGUUCUCUUUUGACAGUUGUAACUUUAAGGUCCAAAAAUGCAAAGAAGGAACAGGAAGAGUUGUGAUGUGGCGGAUGGGCAUCACAAACAGCUAUACAAUGGAGUCGACCUUUGGCGGGUCCACCCUAGGCAGUAAAAGAGACACUCAUUUUACCAUUGAGGACCUGAAGUCCCUAGGUUAUCAUGUCUGUGACACUAUUCUGGAUUUCUGUGAUCCUGACCAGACCAAGUACACUCAGUGUCUACAAGAGCUUAAGGAGCUCUUACAACAGGAAAUCCACAAGAAGUUCAAUAACUCUGGACAAGAGAUGGACUUAGAAGGAAGCUGGAGUGACUUUCCUUUGUCCGACAUCGAAUCCAGCACAAGUGGCUCUGACAGCUCCCUCUCGGAUGGUCUUCCUGCCCACCUACUGAGCAUGGCAGAUGAGGAACAGCUGAAUCAGAAAACGGUGUUAAAGAAGCCAAAGAAGAAAAGACUUCAGACGAGGAAGCAACGAAAUGAGCAGCACCAGAACUAUCUGAUGCGAGAGUUAAAGUUGACAGAGGACACCCCAACAGAGUUAAGUGGAAGAGACAAAGGCACCUCCCUGGACCCACCAUUGACCAGCCUGGUUCUACCUAAGAAUAAAGAAAUAAUUCAGAGUAAGAAGCCAGGCUUUACGUCAUGCUCUCCAAAGAGAAGCACAAACUCCAGCCUAGGGCCAGCUCCAGAUGUCAAGCCAAACUGGCCUAGGACUAAAUACCCUGCCACAAGGAAAGACCGCACCGCCACAGCGGUGUACCCAUCUUUGCACAUAUACACAUACCCUUAGGUGUGUGCUUCUGCUGUGACAUGCAGGUGCUUCCACCAAAGAUUUUGGGUAGUUUUAUUGGUUUCUGUUUUGUUUUCUAUGCAGUGUUGGGAACCAAAGCAUAUGAGGCAAGGGCUUUACCAUUGAACUGUGUCUCCAGCUCCCUUGAAAAUGUUGUGGGUUAUACACAGUUAAAAGAGGAAAUCUGUGAAGGAAGUGGAAACUAUUUAUGUUGUGCUGUGCUGUGUGUUCAUGCUGACCUGCACUCUGUACUUCCACUGUGCACCUCAUAAAUUCAGUGCUCUUAUCCUAAGGUGAAAUUGUAUUUUGAUGUAUAGAAUAGCCUUUAUUGUAAGCUGAAGUAGAUACUCACAAAAAGACAGCACAUAUAUACCUCAUUUCUACCAAUAGAUGUUCCCUCUAAAGUUAAAGUAAGAGAUCAAACUAUUUUAAACGUGUUUAGGGAACGUGCCAUAUGAAAAAGUCUGUGUCAAAAUUUCCAAAAGGUUAAAUGACCAGUCAGACUAUGGUAUAUCAGGUUUUCUCAA